This is a messenger RNA of Folsomia candida, 4237 nucleotides long. RefSeq names its product growth/differentiation factor 8 (gene myo). NCBI's taxonomy places the organism in Eukaryota, Metazoa, Arthropoda, Collembola, Entomobryomorpha, Isotomidae. Gene Ontology annotation, biological process: SMAD protein signal transduction. Gene Ontology annotation, cellular component: extracellular region. Bases 518 to 1888 code for a protein of 456 amino acids. The record is from RefSeq and is a predicted model, not a curated record. Gene Ontology annotation, molecular function: cytokine activity; growth factor activity. The transcript has 4 exons.
AAGAGUGGACAAUCUCAGGAACGCAGCCAGUUUCGCUCUUGCACUCCUCUCUGGAACCCCAUGCAGAAUAAUCGUCACCUGAAAACGGCACACCCACGUUAACCUGCAAAAUCUUUCUCGCAACGUAUGUACCAUUGAUUGUAUUCUACCAAGUCGACAGAACCAAGGGAAAGCAGUGCACGUAAAGUGGCAACAAAUACGAGUUUAUCAUUUUAUGCCCGAGUUGUGGACCUGCGUAUCGUCGUCUCACUGGAGCUUGGAUUGGUUUGGAUUGGAUAUAUAAGGAGCCAAGUGCUGUCAAAGACAUUCAUCAGUUCACAAAGUCGAGCAUUUACGACUACACUUUGCUCUCCUGCAGUAGCUCUUCACCACUCACUCUGCACCAGUGUCAUUGGUUGCUCGAGAGCAAUACUUGGUAAAAAAAUAGUGUGUGAACAAAACUUGCACCUACACGAGUUAUUAUUGUCCAGAGAAAUUGGUGUGGAUUUUUUAGCCAAGGGCGAGUAAGUUUCUGAAAAUGGGUUACACAGAGAACGGGAAAGUGGUGAUUGUGGCGGUGGGUGUCCUGUACUAUGUCCUGACCUCCUCGGUCUCCACGGGGUCACCACAACCCUUCAAGAGACGUGGGAGUAGGAGCACCCCCCUCUUAUCCACCACGACGACCAACGGUAUCAACCCUCUCGCGGCGGAGGGGGGCGGAGAAAAGUUUGGCAACGAAACCUAUUUCAACGACAUUGGGGAGAUUUGCAACGCGGAGGCGGUUCUGCAGGGGGGCGGUCUUCCUGCCUCCUCGGGAGGAGGGGGGUCCACAAACCUGGCUCACCGCUGUCGCAAGUUGGACAUUGGAGACAUCAAGAAACAUUCGCUGCUCAUGAUUAAGCAGGAAAUUUUGAGAAAGUUGAGACUGGACGAGAGCCGACUCCCCAACAUUUCCGCAGCUGGACACCCCAUCCCAGCCGCUUACCUCUCAGAGUUCUUCCAGGGCCAGUACCAGGGCGACUCCCCCAACACCGAGUUCGACGAUGACGAGCACGCUAAAACCGAGAAAAUUAUUGCCUUUGCUAAAAUAGGUCAAAAGAAAAUCAACAACCAUGCCAUCCAUCACUUUAGCUUUUCCGACAAGUUGGGGAACAUGAAGAUUGAGGGGGCGACCCUUCACGUCCACGUCAAGUUCCUCACUCCCAACGCGGACAAGAAGUCAUAUUCCAUCCGCCUCAUGGAAAUCGUGCCCACGUUGGCCAAAGGAGACUCGCCAGUCUCCAUCCAAGUCGGGUUGUUCAAGCCCAACUCUCACACCACGUCAACCGUAACGUCAGGUGGGAGACAUCGGCCGCAAACCAAGUGGAUCCAGGUGGAAGUGAAGCAAGCCUUGGUGAACUGGAUGGCGGAGAAGAAGUUUGGCUCCUCCAAGAAGAUUGCCCUCAUCAUUGAAGCCGUCGAGGCCAACGGGCUCCCAUCCAAGGACGUCGCGAUCGAGACGGCCACCAAUGACAUCAACAAUCAGUAUCCCUUCAUUGAGGUCCAAGUUUCUGAAAAUGGCAAGUCCAGACCCCCACGAAACUUGGGAAUGACGUGUGACGAGAACUCUCAAGAGGACAGGUGCUGUCGAUAUCCUCUCACCGUGGAUUUUGAAGACUUUGGCUGGGACUGGAUCAUCGCGCCCAAAAAGUAUGAUGCCAACUACUGUUCCGGAAAGUGUCCCUACGCCUUUUUGCAGAGGUAUCCCCACAACCACAUCGUGCAGCAGGCCAAUCCUUCGGGGGUUGGGGGCCCAUGCUGUGCAGCCAGGAAGAUGUCAUCAAUCUCCAUGCUCUACUUCGACUCUGACUCCAACAUUGUUUUCUCCGUACUUCCGGGGAUGGUGGUGGACAAGUGCGGGUGCUCAUAAUUGCACUCAAAGUACGAUAUUUAUUUUUAGGGUUCAGUUUAUUUUCAAACCAAUUUCUCAACUUUGAAUUCCCUCUUUUCUUAUACAACUGGCAAUAUUUAUUUAGUUGUGCCGAUCAUGUUUGUUAGUUCGCCUCUAUAGUAUUUUCAUGGGUAGCAUGUACAACAAUCAACACCAGAAACGAUCAAUAUCAUCAUCGCAAGACGUGUGUGAUACCCUGCACUGUUCAUAUUUUUAUACUUUAGUUUGUUGUCAAUUAGUACAAAAAUACCAUUUAUUUUCGUACACACCUUUUCACACUUUUUAAUUUUAUUACGACUAUAGUAUCGCUAAUUUUAGGAUUCGUCUAGUUUAACACAGUUUAAUGAGAGCAUCCAAUCACGGUGAAUUGUAGUUGAAAGAGUCAAGAGUCAUGCAAUUGUUAACCAAUCUCAAAUAGCUUGUAUUAAUUAAGAGUAAUAUAGCGCAUAGGAUUUUUAUGGCAUGACUGACAUAUAAUUUAGGAGAUAUUUAGAUAUAUUUAGGAUGACAGAGAGGAAGCCGAAUUUUCUAGGGCUUAGUUCCAAUUAAGGCAAGCAGUAUAAAAAGUUGUACCGAUUUAUGUAACUCAAAUAAUGGAUAUUUACUACUUUUACAUGCGACCCAUGACACACACCAAUGCCACUUGCUCAUUAUACCGACGACUGUGAAUAACUCGUCAAGAAUUAUAGGACAGAGUGUUUUUUAGGGCCCCACAGUUUGAGCUAGUUUGAAGUUUGAUUGCAACCACCCACUCUGGACAUACCGUGAUAAUCAAUCAAAUCGUUUAGGAGUCCUACGAGAUGGGCAAAGUGAUUUGAGCGCAGUUUGAUUCGAGGGCUUUCACCAUAAACUAUCCUCCACUUUUUUGUUUAGUUUAAAUAGAAUCGAAUCCAAAAAGAGUCAUUUUAUAGUAAUUAUUCGAAGGAGUCAUCACGAUGACACGAGUCGACCCCCCACACAGUCAUACUUACGAAGAUGAUAUACAUACAUUUGUCUGCCGGCUUCACUUCGUUACUAUUAAUUAGGUUCAUGUGUGUGGUGUUAUGUUUUUGAUUUAUCAUGAUUAUCAUGAUCAUUAUUACUCAACGACUCCAGCUCUGUCAUAAAUUAGGGAGACAAUUGUCAGGCUCGAAUCUCACCCGUCAGGUCCACUCGAAUCGAAUGGCAUGUAAAGUAUGGAUGAUUACAGUAACUCUUGUGGGGUCAUAGUUCCUCUUCUCCAACCAACCAACCAUCCGGCCCAGUAGCAUCUAGAAAUUACUAAAAAUGUCAGAUUCAUCUAAUUUGAAUUCGAAAUCUAAAAUUGUUAAAAUUCCUCAACUAUCUAUUUAAAGGUUGUUUUGUAGUCUACUUUUUACUAACUUAGUUUUAGAUUAUCAUUUGCUAUUGAUGUACAAGUCUGACUUAAAUAGUUUAAAGUGAAGCCCAUUACACACAUUGUCUCAAUUAUUUACAACCACUUGCGGUUUAAUGUAUGUAAAUAAAAUGGGUAAUAUAAGCCGAGCUUAUUUUGUAUCUCUCUCUAAUAGCAAAGAAUAGGGAUCCAGAAACCGUGUUCAAUCGUCGAUAUGUAAAUUUUGUUAUUAUAAACAACAUCGUUCUUGUUUUAUAACUAUAAUUAUAUGAUUAUCACGUAUGCAUAUUAAAUCCGUAGCGUAAUGGAGAGUUUGAAAGGUGUAAAUAUUUAGUUGUGGGCGCCUGUAUGAUUCUAGAAAAAAAGUGUGUAGAUUUUUGAGCUGGGGUGUGACUGCGUCCAACUCCUCCCUCGACCAAUUUAGAAUGUUAUGUACAUUGCAUAGCCAUAAUUUACUAAAUAUUUGUAAAAUGUAUGGCCAAUUAUCCCCCGUGAAAAUACUUACACGACCCAUACUUACUAGGAUGCAAUUCCUAGCAUCAUCAUAAUAUUAGCGCGUGCACUUGUACAAAAAUUGAUCAAGAUUGUAUGUUUUAUCGUUUUUGUAAGGAUAGGAUAGGACCUGCUGAACAUGAAAAGUAUACUUUGCAAUUAAAUUAUUAAAUGAUAAUAAGAAUACGAACUGUUUGUGUGAGAUUAGUAAGUUAAGAGAGAGGGAGAUAACUUAUGCACCCGUGAAGGGAACAGGUGACGGAGAAGAUAAGGGACGAAAGGAAUUCCACAUAAAUAGCUUACAUUUUGUGAUAUUUCAAGUUUAUAUAACGUGUAUGUAUGUAGAAUGGGAAGAAGAAAGUAGUCUCAUUCUUCCCCGUAUGUAUAUACUACUAACUUACUUAGGAUUAGAGCUGAUACUGCUAUUAUAUCACAAUGUUCAUCAACUGAACUGAAAAUAAAGAAAAGUUUUAUAAAAAUUA